AUGAAAGCGAUUCAGGCCUCACUCCUCUCUCAUAGCGAUUUAGGGUUUUUUUGGUACAAGUUAUCGACUAAGACACCGACGACUUCUCUCAGAGGUAUUGACUAUGCUGUUGCUAACAAUGAAAUCUCUGGAAGAGCUCCAGAUCUUCCCUAUUUGAUAAAAGAGGUAUGUCAGCGGAAAAAUGAAUCACAAUUGCAAGCAACUAUUAUGGUGCUAAUGAUCUCUGUAAAGGAUAAAGAUUUAGCAGGAUGGAGUGUUCUUGAUGUUGGAACAGGCAAUGGGCUACUUCUUCAAGACCUUGCUAAACAGGGGUUCUCUGAUCUCAUUGGAAUAGAUUAUAGUGAAGGAGCAAUUAACCUUGCUAGAAGCCUUGCUAAUCGUGAUGAAUUUAUUGGUAUCAAACUAUUGGUUGAUGAUGUUCUUGAAACAAAAUUGGAGAAAACGUUUGAGCUUGUUAUGGAAUAA
This is a messenger RNA of Lactuca virosa, 465 nucleotides long. Lineage: Eukaryota; Viridiplantae; Streptophyta; Magnoliopsida; Asterales; Asteraceae. The record is from the annotation of a GenBank genome assembly.